Rhizoctonia solani is the source of this 1578-nucleotide messenger RNA. RefSeq names its product ATP synthase alpha/beta family. The record is from RefSeq and is a predicted model, not a curated record. Gene Ontology annotation, molecular function: ADP binding; proton-transporting ATP synthase activity, rotational mechanism; ATP binding. The transcript is spliced from 10 exons. The coding region runs from base 1 to 1578 and encodes 525 amino acids. Gene Ontology annotation, biological process: proton motive force-driven ATP synthesis; proton transmembrane transport. NCBI's taxonomy places the organism in Eukaryota, Fungi, Basidiomycota, Agaricomycetes, Cantharellales, Ceratobasidiaceae.
AUGCACUCGAUUGCCCUCCGAAACUCUGCGAAGCGCGCGGCCGCGAUUGCCUCGCGUAACGCUCGCCCUCUGCUCCGCGAGCAGUUGGUCGCACCGGCGUUCACCCGCAGCUAUGCCACCCCCAAGGCUGCUGCUUCCGAGGUUAGCUCUAUCCUUGAGUCGCGCAUUGCAGGCUCUUCCUUUGGCGGCGAUGUCCAAGAGACUGGUCGUGUUUUGACUAUUGGUGACGGUAUUGCCCGUGUCUACGGUUUGAGGAACGUCCAAGCCGAGGAGAUGGUGGAAUUCUCGUCUGGUGUUCGCGGCAUGUGUCUGAACUUGGAAGCCGACAACGUCGGUGUUUCCAUUUUCGGUAACGAUCGUCUUAUCAAGGAAGGCGACACUGUCAAGCGUACCGGCCAGAUCGUCGAUGUCCCCGUCGGCCCUAAGCUCCUUGGUCGUGUCGUUGAUGCGCUCGGUAACCCCAUUGACGGCAAGGGCCCGAUUGAGGCUGCUGAGCGCCGCCGUGCCUCCCUCAAGGCCCCCGGUAUCUUGCCCCGUCGCUCCGUCAACCAACCCAUGCAGACUGGUCUCAAGCCCAUCGACGCCAUGGUUCCCAUCGGACGUGGUCAGCGUGAGCUGAUUAUCGGCGAUCGUCAAACCGGAAAGACUGCCGUUGCGAUCGACACUAUCCUUAACCAAAAGCGCUGGAACGACGGUCAGGAGGAGGACAAGAAGCUCUACUGUGUCUACGUUGCCGUUGGCCAGAAACGUUCGACUGUCGCUCAGCUCGUCCAGACCCUUGAGGAGAACGAUGCGAUGAAGUACACCAUCAUUGUUGCUGCCACCGCCUCUGAGGCCGCUCCUCUCCAGUACCUCGCUCCUUUCUCUGGCUGCGCUAUGGGCGAGUGGUUCCGUGACAACGGCAAGCACGCCUUGAUCAUCUACGACGAUCUUUCCAAGCAGGCCGUCGCUUACCGUCAAAUGUCCCUCUUGCUUCGUCGUCCCCCCGGUCGUGAGGCCUACCCCGGUGAUGUCUUCUACCUGCACUCUCGUCUCCUCGAGCGUGCUGCUAAGAUGAGCGACAAGUUUGGUGGAGGAUCCCUCACUGCUCUCCCCAUCAUUGAGACCCAGGGUGGUGAUGUGUCUGCAUACAUUCCCACCAAUGUCAUUUCCAUUACCGAUGGUCAGAUCUUCUUGGAGGCUGAGCUCUUCUUCCGUGGUGUCCGUCCCGCUAUCAACGUCGGUCUCUCCGUGUCUCGUGUCGGUUCCGCUGCCCAGACCAAGAUCAUGAAGAAGUUCGCUGGUUCGCUCAAGCUCUACCUCGCCCAGUAUCGUGAAGUCGCUGCUUCGCUCAGUUCGGGUCAGUACCAGCCUCUUCCCACCGAGGUCCAGGUCCCUAUCAUCUACGCCGGUGUCAACGGUCUCCUCGACUCCAUCCCCGUUGAGCAGAUCGUCCGCUGGGAAGGAGAGUUCCGUCAACACCUCGCCAGCUCCCAAAAGGCUCUCCUUGCUGAGAUCUCCAAGGGUACCGUCACUGCUGAGACCGAGAAGGAAAUCAAGCGUGUCGUUGAGGAGCACGUCGCUGCCUUCACCGCAUAA